This is a messenger RNA of Capsella rubella, 573 nucleotides long. RefSeq lists its product as uncharacterized. The transcript has a single exon. NCBI's taxonomy places the organism in Eukaryota, Viridiplantae, Streptophyta, Magnoliopsida, Brassicales, Brassicaceae. The record is from RefSeq and is a predicted model, not a curated record. The coding region runs from base 172 to 354 and encodes 60 amino acids.
ACUUAAAAUCCUCACCGUUCAUUUCAAAAAACUCCAACACAUUACACAUCUGUAAAAUUUAUAAGUUUUAUAAACUCGCAUGUACCACAUUAAUAUAUUAGUCUCAUUCUCCAUCAUUUCCGUAAUUAGCUACACAAAACAUAUCUCACUAACACAAACACUUUCACUUCGAUGGCGAUCCAAGUCACUUCAUCUCUAUCUUUGCCGAGGUGGUUGAGUUGGCGUAUACCGGAGCUGAGUUUAUUGUCCGUGGUGGUCGACGACGUUGUUUGGAAAGUUGUGACGGCGUUCGAGUCUGUGGCCUUGGUCUCUAUGCUCUGUUUCUUCUUCCUCUUCUGUGGCUGCACCGUCUAAGUUUUUAUUUUGUUAUUUCCUCUUUUAUUUUGUAUGAACGGUGUUAAACUUAAUCACCGGAAAGUUUUGGAUUGUAUUUUGUUAGCUCCGUCACUCAACAACGGCGGAGAAAUUUAUGUUUUUAGUGUUUCAAACAGAGGCGCGUGAUGCUCACUCGAGAGUUGUGUUGUUGUAGCUUUGGUUUCUUUUAAAACAAUGAUUAUGUUCUGUCUUGGGAAA